Molecule: messenger RNA, 2554 nt
Organism: Podospora pseudopauciseta
Lineage: Eukaryota; Fungi; Ascomycota; Sordariomycetes; Sordariales; Podosporaceae
Gene: GYP1
Product: GTPase-activating protein
Exons: 6
Coding region: 305-2077 (590 amino acids)
Biological process (GO): activation of GTPase activity
Cellular component (GO): Golgi apparatus
Molecular function (GO): GTPase activator activity
Source: RefSeq, a predicted model, not a curated record
CUCCCAGCCUGGCCAGGCAUUCACCCAGUGGCUGGGCCCCUGGAAUCUGAGCAGCUGCGGGCGCUUGGGCGCGGAAUGGGGAAUGACGCACUGGCCAGGCAGUCCACCUCAGGUCAGCCAGCCAUGCACCUUCCUGUGUUAGCCCAGCCAGCGAUCAAAGGGCCAUCAACUGGCUCCAAGCUGGCAACAGCUGGCCUCUCUCGAAGCCCAGACAUUGAACUGGCGCCUCUCUACCAAGACCAAUAAAUCAGCCAGUCUCCUGAUCCAAGGUCAUGCCAUUGCAAGACGACCUCUUCAGUACUUCAUGAUGUUUUCUUCUUCCGCCGGCGGCAAGAAGGCCACUCCCCAGCAGGAGAUGGUGCAAGUUGAGAGGUCCGACUCUGCUUCCCCGUUCUGGAAGGCCCCUCAGCGGGACACCCCGCCUUUAAAGAAGCCAGCACGCGACUCGAGUCUGGUAGUCGGCGCCGCCUAUUCACAUGCCGACAUUCUCAAGUUUGAUUCCUUAAAUAUAUCUGGGUCCGGAUCGCGCCCAAGAACCCCGCCAUCAGCGACGUCGGCCCUUGAACGAGUCCCGACACAAUCCCCGACCACACGAACCAGCAAAUCACCACCUUUCAAGCAAUACAUGAACUUCCUUUCCAGUACCAACGAUGACUGGACCGCCGACGAAGCAGAGGAUAUGUAUGACUAUGAGUCGGACGACGGAGACGAUUUUGGGCUUCCCAGUCUAUCCAACAUGAAGAGGAGGACAAGAAAAAAAGCGGAACAAAGCAGGGCGCAUCUGGACGACGGACUCAAUGGCGGUAGUCGAGAAAGACGCUACUCAAACAGCGAAGACAUAGCGAUCGAGAGGCCAGCAGCAAGUUACCCGAUGCCGAAGAAGAGUGAAGGAAAGAUUCUACGACCACAGUAUAAGGAGAUCUUGCGCGAUCCGGCAAACGCCUUGCACCUAAUCAACCACCCCUCGAUACCCGCCAAUGCCACCCCGAAAGAAGUUGACGCCAUAAAUUCAAGGAUAACAAGAAUAAACAAGUUCAAGAAGCUCCUCCAAGCCUCUACUAUCCCACUACCAGAUCUCCGGUCACUGGCAUGGUCUGGCGUCCCAGAAGAGGUUCGCGCCAUGACCUGGCAACUGCUUCUCAGCUACCUCCCUACCAGCUCGGAAAGAAGGGUAGCCACACUCGAACGAAAAAGAAAAGAAUACCUUGACGGCGUGCGCCAAGCCUUCGGAGGAGGCGGGCAACCAGCGCCAGGAAGCAGUGCACCACCCCGAGGAACGAACCGAGGCCUAGACGAGGCCAUCUGGCAUCAAAUCAGUAUCGAUGUCCCCCGCACAAACCCACAUAUCGAACUCUACAGCUACGAAGCUACGCAGCGGUCUCUUGAGCGCAUUCUGUACGUUUGGGCUGUCCGUCACCCGGCAAGCGGCUAUGUCCAGGGUAUCAACGACCUAGUGACACCAUUUUGGCAAGUUUUCUUGGGAACAUAUAUCACAGACCCAGAUAUCGAAAGUGGUAUGGAUCCGGGGCAGCUCCCUAAGGCGGUUCUUGACGCGGUGGAGGCGGAUUCAUUCUGGUGUCUGACUAAACUGCUGGACGGGAUCCAGGACCAUUAUAUCGUGGCGCAGCCAGGAAUCCAGAGACAAGUUUCGGCACUGCGAGACCUGACGGCGAGAAUUGAUGCCGGGCUGGCGAAGCACUUGGAGAAGGAGCAGGUGGAAUUCAUCCAGUUUAGUUUCAGGUGGAUGAACUGCCUGUUGAUGAGAGAAAUAAGUGUCAAGAACACGAUACGGAUGUGGGAUACAUACAUGGCGGAAGAACAAGGCUUCUCGGAAUUCCACCUAUACGUCUGUGCCGCCUUUUUGGUAAAGUGGUCAGACAAGCUGGUAAAGAUGGACUUUCAAGAAAUCAUGAUGUUUUUGCAGUCGUUGCCGACGGGGGACUGGACGGAAAAGGACAUUGAGCUGCUGCUGAGCGAAGCCUAUAUCUGGCAGAGUCUAUUCAAGGGGUCGAGUGCCCAUUUGAAAGGGCAGGGUGGGGAGGGGAGUAGGAGUGCGAGUAUGAACUUUACUCUGUGAGGGAUGAAAGACUGGAUGAGGGCGAGCGAGCUUUUCUUUUGGUGCUAUGGGUUGGGGUCACAUUUUCAGCAUAGCAAGUUGUAAUAAUUUGGGAGGAAAAGAUGGCUGGAACAAUUUGGGGGUAACGCAUGGGGAAGAUAAAACUGAACAAAAUUAUAAGAUGAGGAUAGGGGCAACGGGACUGCUGGAGCAAGCAAAGUGCGGUUGUCAAGUUGGUGCGGGAUUCAAAUAUACAGUACUAGUUAAUCAAUGCUCGAUUGAAGAGUGGCACACAUUGCUUUUGAUUCUGAACAUCUUUGGAGUGUUGAUUCAAAGACUACCUUGCUAGCCUUGUUUGUGCAGGGUUAAUAUACCUCAACUAGACCAUGUCAUCUUGACAUCUGUUCCUCUCUCCCAUUCCCAACUUUAGCUCCCCUUGAAUAACCCAUCCAAGUUUUUAAUGAUGAUGAGAGAGAGAGAGAGAGAGUAAAAAGCGCG